AAUCGCUGUUCGAAUGUCGACGCGGGGCCACUGCGGGACUUUUCGCCUCUAAAUAGCGGCGUUUGGACUACUGUCGAGCGGUUGUCAACGGCGCGUUAGCGACGGGAGCGCUGUGCUCAGUGUGCUGUUGUUGCCUCGCGAUGCGUUAGCUGAGCCUGACAACUGUUUUUGUUUGAUUUUUGGUGCGCUUCUAGCGACGACGUCGGUUUAAAGCCACGGCUUUGACGACACACGACGCCACAAAGCCCAGCGACGCAGUGGCGUCACGGUUAAUGGCCAUUACGGGGAGAGCCGUUGACCUUGUUUCCAUUUAACUGAAUAUGAACGCAUAUGUAGGGGGCUGCUACCGCUUUGUAUUUUUUGCACGGUCUAUGCAAAGAAGGCGACAACUGUCGAUAUUCUCACGAUCUGACCAACAGCAAGCCGGCCGGAGCCAUGCUUUGCAAGUUCUACCAGAAGGGAAACUGCGCGUUUGGGGAGCGGUGCAGGUUCGAACAUCACAGUCCGUCACAAGACGAGCUGCCGACACCUGAGCCAUUGCCUUCCACCUCCCGAGCCAGCCAGCCCGAUCCGGAGCUCAGUGGGUCGACGCCUGGCCUAGGGGCACAAGAUUGGGUCAAUGCUGCGGAAUUUGUGCCGGGGCAGCCGUACUGCGGGCGUGCGGAGUCGGUGAACGUGCGGAGCUCCGUCCCCCUCAUCGAGGAGUUGGACAGCGACGGCAAAGAGUUAAGGAAGCAGCUGUGUCCGUACGCCACCGUCGGCGAGUGCCGCUACGGCCUCAACUGCGUCUAUCUGCACGGCGACGUGUGCGACAUGUGCGGCCUUCAGGUGCUGCACCCCACAGACAACAACCAGCGCUCAGACCACACCAAGGCGUGCAUCGAGGCCCACGAGAAAGACAUGGAGAUCUCGUUUGCUGUCCAACGCAGCAAAGACAUGAUGUGCGGCGUGUGCAUGGAGGUGGUGUUCGAGAAAAGCAACCCGAGCGAGCGCCGCUUCGGCAUCCUCUCCAACUGCAGCCACUGCUACUGUCUAAAGUGCAUCCGUAGGUGGCGAAGCGCCCGGCAGUUUGAGAGCAGAAUCAUCAAAUCUUGCCCAGAAUGUCGAAUCACAUCCAACUUUGUCAUCCCGAGCGAAUUCUGGGUGGAAGAUAAGGAGGAAAAGCAGAAACUCAUCCAGACGUACAAGGAAGGCAUGGGGGGUAAACCGUGUCGAUACUUCGACGAGGGCCGCGGAACGUGUCCUUUCGGCUCCAACUGCUUCUACAAGCACGCUUUUCCUGACGGGCGUCUGGAGGAGGUUCAGCCUCCGCGGCGGCAGACCGGGUCCAACAGCAGAAACCGGAGCUCACGACACACGCGCCUCUGGGACAUCCUGGACGAGCGAGAAAGCGGUGACUCGUUCGACAAUGACGACGAGGAGAUGGUCACGUUCGAGCUGAGCGAGAUGCUCCUCAUGCUACUCGCCGCCGGCACCGACGAAGAGGUGACUGACUCCGAGGACGAGUGGGACUUGUUUCACGAGGAAUUGGAUGAUUUUUACGAAAUUUACCUAUAGCUACCCCCCAAUUCCCGUGCCCACCCCCACAUACUUGCAUAUCUCCCAACCCCUAUUAAAUAUAUAUACUAAACCCUAGAAUGGACUGUCUUGUGCGAGUGAUGGACAGUAGAUCCACCCCCUCCCCUAAACUUGUAUUGUGGCAGUGCCUUCAAGCAGGCCAUUAAUAAAUAUGAACUAAAAAAAAAUGGUGCACUUGUGCUUAAAAAAAAAAAAAAAAAAAAAAAAAAAAACCUCGAUUCCUGUGACUUAUCCCUUGUUGUCCAAGCAAAAAUGAAUGAACAAAAACUUUAUUGGAAUCUCGUUGACGCAAGUUUAUUUGUGGGCGUCGGCUUCACGCGUUGAUCACCUACCCAGGUUUGUACAUAGGUCUGCUACUCUUCGAGGAUGCACAUUAACUUAAAAUUUAUUCCAAUUGCGACGGGCAUGUUGUACGAUUUGACCCUCCCACAUUUACUGAAGCUGUUUAUAGCUUAUAUAUUGUGCUAACUAUUAACCGUACCCACGUUCCCGGUGUACUCGGUAUUUUACUGUCCCGCCACGACUGUUUUUGUCAACGAUCAAAAGGCGUGUAGAUCACUACGCUAAAUUGUUGGUUUGUUAAACCUGUUGCCGAUCCAUUUGCACCUUAAGUCACUGAGCAGCUCACAAGCAUCUUCAAAUACCCUGACCCCUUCAUUUCAUGAAGUGCAAUAUUCUACAAUCUACUGACUUUAAAUGUUGUAAUGAACUUAAAAGAGAGGGAUGUGAUCCUUCCUCAGAUUCAGGCUCAAAAGUACAACGGGGGAAGGGGGGGAGAAUGGGGGCCACUAUUGGGCUUUAAUGCCCAUAUUUUUAUCCUACACGUUUGAACUGUACUCGUGAAAUGUUUCUCCGCUCCCCCCGGUAGCUGGUUUCAACCUGUUGAACUCCGUUGGAAUGCAUAUGUUUAUACUGAAAUGUGUGUUUUCUAUGUUCCACGGCCAUCCAUCUUAACUUGAAAUUAAAAGUUUAUUAUCAAUA
Messenger RNA from Phyllopteryx taeniolatus (common seadragon), 2559 nucleotides. It is a transcript of the gene mkrn1, whose product is annotated as makorin, ring finger protein, 1. Gene Ontology annotation, molecular function: ubiquitin protein ligase activity; metal ion binding. NCBI's taxonomy places the organism in Eukaryota, Metazoa, Chordata, Actinopteri, Syngnathiformes, Syngnathidae. The record is from RefSeq and is a predicted model, not a curated record. The coding region runs from base 436 to 1557 and encodes 373 amino acids. The transcript has 8 exons. Gene Ontology annotation, biological process: protein polyubiquitination.